Calypte anna (Anna's hummingbird) is the source of this 1911-nucleotide messenger RNA. Its product is annotated as cystine/glutamate transporter. Gene Ontology annotation, molecular function: L-amino acid transmembrane transporter activity. The record is from RefSeq and is a predicted model, not a curated record. Gene Ontology annotation, cellular component: membrane. The transcript has 14 exons. NCBI's taxonomy places the organism in Eukaryota, Metazoa, Chordata, Aves, Apodiformes, Trochilidae. Gene Ontology annotation, biological process: amino acid transmembrane transport. Bases 252 to 1673 code for a protein of 473 amino acids.
CUGCCUGUGUGCUGAUCACGAUGGGUCCUGCUCUCAGCUGGGGCCUCUAGACACCACUAGGAAUAACAAAUAUGGUUUUUCCCUUUAUGCUUGUCACCUUCAUCUCCAUCCAUGUUGCAGUGCCUGCGAGCCCGCCAAGAGAAGCUGUCUUUUGCCACUUCGGGAUCUCGGCAAGAAAUGUGAGCCUUGAGGACACUUGGCAGGCUGUAGCUCCUGAAUGCAUGACCAUCCCCUGGGAUUAGGAUAAAGCCAUGGAGAAAGAAAAGAAAGAAGAGGCUGUCUUUCUGAGGAAGAAGAUAACUUUGCUGCGGGCUUUCUCACUCCUGAUUGGCAGCAUGGUUGGCAGUGGCAUCUUUAUCUCCCCAACAGGUGUACUGAAAAACUCUGGCAGCGUGGGUUUCUCCCUGGUUGUCUGGUUUGCCUGUGGACUCCUCUCAAUGUUUGGUGCCUUGUGUUAUGCAGAGCUUGGAACAAGAAUCACCAAGUCUGGAGGACAUUAUAUCUACAUUUUGGAGACACUAGGGCCUUUGCCAAGUUUCUUAUUUCUGUGGGCGGAGUUUUUUGCUAUCAGGCCUGCCAACAGUGCUGUGGUUUCCUUGGCAUUUGGACGCUACAUGCUGGAGCCAUUCUUUACCCCCUGUGCAGCCCCUGUCCCUGCUGUGAAGCUCGUGUCUCUCCUGGGGUACUACAUGGUCCUCACCCUCAAUUCCUGGAGCGUCACCUGGAGUGCCCGGCUGCAGACAGCUCUCUCCAUCGUCAAACUCCUGGCUCUUGCACUCAUCAUCGUGCCAGGGAUGAUGCUGCUGGCCCAGGGCCACACCGAAAACUUCCAUGAUGCUUUUGACAGACAGUCACUGGUUUUGGAUAAGCUGCCCUUGGCUUUUUAUGCAGGCAUGUUCGCAUAUUCAGGCUGGUUUCAGACCAGCUUUGUGCGUGAGGAAUUGGUCAGACCUGAAAGAAACAUCCCCUUGGCUGUCAUCGUGUCCGUGAUCACGGUAAUUGUGGGGUACAUGCUCACCAAUGUUGCCUAUUACACGGUCCUGGGAAAGCAAGAUGUUCUGGCUUCUCCUGCUGUGGCUGUGAGCUUUGUGCAGCGAGCCUUUAAAAGCCUGAUCUCCGUGGUCCCUGUCCUUGUUGGGCUGUCCUGCUUUGGAACCAUGAAUGGAGGAAUCUUCACAUUUUCAAGGACUCUGUUUGUGGCUUCCAGGGAAGGACAGUGGCCUCCACUCUUCUCCAUGAUCCACAUUCGAAAGCAUACACCCCUUCCUGCUGUCAUGUUAAUGUUCCCUUUGGUUACUGCCAUGGUGUGUAUCGGAGAUAUCUACCAUCUAAUGAACUUCUUCAGCUUUUCCCGAUGGCUCUUCAUAGGAUUAGCCACCCUCGGGCUCAUUGUCCAUCGCCACCGGCACCCGGAGCUGCAGAGCCCAUUCAAGGUUCCUCUCUUCGUUCCUGUCUCUUUUACCAUCAUCUGCCUCUUCACAGUGGCAAUGUCUUUCUACUCAGACCCUGUGAACAUUAGCAUCGGAUGCACCGUGGUUUUAAGUGGUUUUCCAGUCUACUACCUCAUAAUCCAUAGGCAAAUGUUAAGUCGUUGCCGUAGCCCGUUUUAUUACCUUACACACAAACUACAAAUACUGCUGGAAGUAGUCCCACAAGAAAUCAAGACUUACUGAGAAAACCAUCAGAACUCAUAGGCAAAGAUAAAGAUAAAAUCUGCUUACUCUGUUUCUGAUAGCUUUGAUCCUACCAAAAGCAGGCCAUGCUCCUAUUCAUUUAACCACUGCACAUGAGAGUGAACCUGAGCCAAAACUUGGAGCAAAAUGUUCCUAAGCUUGCUCAUCAGGAUUGGGAUGAGCACGUCACAUUUGUUUCUGCCCUUUUCUUUUUUAUCCUUUAUUUUAUCCUUUACCU